AUGAGAAAGUUAUGCUUUGGCCUAAUAUUAUUUCUGGCAAUUGUGAGUUUGUCCAAUUGUACUCAAGUAGAUAAGACUAUCAAUUUCAAGGGAGAUUUGGUAUCAAAGGAGCCAAUAAUUUCAGUGAAAUCUGAACCGCAGGAUUUUGAAAACAAUUUAGAAAUUUGCAAACUAUGUGGUUGCGAUUCCAUAAAAGAAACUACUAUAGAAGAAAGUUUUAAGUCCUAUACAUGCAGUAAUUGUAAUAACACAAAACUUCAAGAGGGUGACUGCAUUUUCCAAGGAGCAACUAAUGAAGACAACGAUAACAAGAUUGAGCUAAUUAGUGGUCUAGAAACUUCAACAUAUGAAAACUAUAAAACUUUGUUUUUUGGAAAAUCUGACUCUUUAAUUAGCAGAAAAAAUAGAAAUCAUCUAUUGGCUCGUAUUUUUGAACCAGAAUUCAUAUGGGAAAGGUUUUCUCAUGGAGGUAUUAAAGAUAACUGUAAAGUAUAUAGGGAUAAGGAACACGGUUCUGGCCAUUUUAAGUUAAGAUAUACUUAUUCAUUGCAUGGUGACCAGAAUUGUACACGGCUUUUGCUUCAUUUCGUGAAUAAGCAUUCUGGGAGCACUUUACAUAAGAAUUUACGUCCAUUCAUAGAAGUAGAUGGUAAUGAUCACUCUAAUUCAAUGAUGGUUUUUAGACAUGAUGAUGUAAGAGUUGGAGUAGAUUCCUUCGAGAAAAUUCAUCUCCAUCAGGAAUUUAAUAUUACAUCCUACGAUUUACCUCCAAAAUUUGUAUUUAGUAAUGAACAACAAGAAUGGGUACCGGCAGGUAUCCAAAAUCCACAAGCAAUAAUCAAUCCUAAAAUUAUUCAUGAUAGGUUAUUAUUAAUAUUUCAGCUAGUAAAUACCCAAACAAGCUCAACUCCUAUUUGCAAACUCGAAAAUAUUAAAGUAAAAGUUGUUAUUCAAUGCAGAUCUAUAGCUUUCCCACCAAAUCCAAAGUACAGUAGAGAAUUUGUUGAGAAUAGACUUAAGAAAAUACAUUCCAAGCAUAAUGACAAGAACUUUAAGCUGUUUUUGGAAAAGCUUGAAGAAAAACUAGUACAUGUGCUUAGCUCAAUUCCUAAUGCUCUACUUUCUUCCAAUAAUAAUGAGUUAAGCCCCAACACUCUCUUGAGUACCCUUUCAAUUCCGUGCAAAGAAGCCCUAUAUUUUGGCGACGUACCAAUUCUAAUGUCUAUCUUUAAUUUUACCUCCAAGCUUAGUGAACAUGCCAAGUCAAGCUCUUAUAUAAUGUCAACGCAUAUCAUUGAGGAUAACGAGGAAAAUAAACUAUUGAAUGAAAUUGAAAAUACAUUAAACACUAAUUAA
This is a messenger RNA of Cryptosporidium ubiquitum, 1356 nucleotides long. RefSeq lists its product as uncharacterized. The coding region runs from base 1 to 1356 and encodes 451 amino acids. The record is from RefSeq and is a predicted model, not a curated record. NCBI's taxonomy places the organism in Eukaryota, Apicomplexa, Conoidasida, Eucoccidiorida, Cryptosporidiidae. The transcript has a single exon.